AUGUUGAUCAAAUUGAAGACAAAGAGGUUUUCAAGGUCAAGUUCUAAGCUUUCUCUAGGAGAAAAUGGAGGUGGUGGUGGUGGUGUGAUUGAUUGGGAAUUAAGGCCCGGUGGAAUGUUGGUUCAGAAGAGAGAGAAAGGAGAGAAGAAUGGGAAAUGUGAGAUGAUUAGAGUGAAAGUCUCAAAUGGGUCUAAUUCCCAUCAAAUCUCCAUCCAAUCAAAUGCAACAUUCGGUGAAAUGAAGAUAAUUUUAUCACUAGUCACAAGCAUGGAGCCACAAUCACAAAGGCUUCUAUUCAAAGGGAAGGAGAGAGAGGAUCAAGACUUCCUCCAUAUGGUGGGAGUUAAAGACAUGGACAAAGUGUUGUUGCUAGAGGACCCUGCCAACAAAGAAAGGAAGCUUCAAGCCAUGAUCAGGAACCAAACCAUGGGAAAUUAUGGCCACACUAUUACAGCCUAAAUGCUUACUGUGUUUUUCAUUUGAAAUUUUUAGUUUUCAUAUAUGAGGUUUAGGUUUUCUAGUUACUAUUUUAGGUGUUAAGGCGGUUGACCCUGCUAAAUAUAUAUCCUUUUCAU
Messenger RNA from Amborella trichopoda, 575 nucleotides. RefSeq names its product BAG family molecular chaperone regulator 2. Gene Ontology annotation, molecular function: protein binding. The record is from RefSeq and is a predicted model, not a curated record. NCBI's taxonomy places the organism in Eukaryota, Viridiplantae, Streptophyta, Magnoliopsida, Amborellales, Amborellaceae.